Aspergillus piperis CBS 112811 is the source of this 1473-nucleotide messenger RNA. Its product is annotated as cytochrome P450. The transcript is spliced from 5 exons. Lineage: Eukaryota; Fungi; Ascomycota; Eurotiomycetes; Eurotiales; Aspergillaceae. Bases 1 to 1473 code for a protein of 490 amino acids. Gene Ontology annotation, molecular function: oxidoreductase activity, acting on paired donors, with incorporation or reduction of molecular oxygen; monooxygenase activity; heme binding. The record is from RefSeq and is a predicted model, not a curated record.
AUGGAUCUCGUCCUCACCUCUCCAGGCUGGGCCCCGCUGGUUGUGGGGGUGGCCGCAGCGAUGAUGGGAAUAGUGGCAUACCGGCUGUGGCUGGACCCUCUGGCACGAUUCCCGGGUCCUCGACUGUGGGCGAUAUCCCGCCUGCCACGGAUCUACCACACGUCCAGGGGACGCAUGUGGCGCCAGCUUGAGUCGCUACAUCAACAAUAUGGCCCUAUUGUCCGCAUCGCCCCGGGCGAGCUGUCUUUCUGCUCCGCGCCGGCAUGGUCGGAUAUAUACACUUCGCGACCGACAAUGCCCAAGGAUGGCGCCACUUUGACACCGCCGAUCAACGGAGCCCACUCACUCUUCACUGCGCUUGGUGAUGACCAUCGACGUCUACGCGGCGCUCUCGUUGCCGGCUUCUCAGACAAGGCACUGAGAGACCUGGCACCGGGCAUCGAACACCACGUUACCGAGUUUAUCGCUCGACUCCGCCGUGAGCUCGAGCAAGGUAAUCCAGUAAUCGACUUGCAAAAGUUCUUCGGAUAUGCGACCCUCGAUACCAUCACCGACCUCGGUUACAGCGAGCCCAUGCACGCCUUGGCAGAUCGCAACGAGCAUGACUGGAUUGCGCGCCUCUCCCUUCACUCACGCUUCGGCACCAUGCUCUCGUGUCUUUACUGGCUCUACCCGCUAAAUCGACUCACGAAUAUUGUCGUACUAUCCCUAAGCCAAAGUCAGCGUGCAAAGAACUGGGCUGUGUUUGGUAGCAAGAUCGAAGCCCGAGUGGCUCGAGGCAAUCAGCCAGGACAGAAAGCAGAUCUCAUAGCCCCAAUCAUGAGCAAAGUGACCGAUCAGGAAGUUCCUUCAAAAGAUAGCAAGUCCGGAAAUAAGAACAUGAUAACAAGGAAGGAGGUCAUGUCCCACACUCUGUCAACAGUAAUGGCGAAUGGCCUCAUAACAACAGUAACUUUAACUAGCUGCACGUAUUUCCUUCUCCGACACGCGGACGCAUUGCAGCAUGCUGUGAAGGAAGUGCGUGAUACAUUCACUUGUGAUGGCCAGAUCACCGUGCAGUCUACUCAAGGCAUGGCCUAUCUGGAGGCGGUCAUCAAUGAGACGAUGCGUCUCCACCAUCCAACACCCAUUACUCUUGCUCGCGUCGUACCCCCUGAAGGUCGUCGCAUCGAUGGCCACUUCAUUCGGGGAAAUGCCACUGUCGAGCCAUUUGCCUUCCAUCCGGAACGCUUCCUCCCUCGCGACGAUGUCCGGUAUAACUCUCGUUUUGAUAAGGAUGUCAAAGAGGUCUACCUGCCCUUUGCGGCGGGUCCACGUCAUUGUAUCGGUGAAAAAUUCUUCCUUGCCGAGGCUCGUGUGACACUUGCUAGAUUGUUGUGGAAUUUUGAUAUGGUGCUAGCAGACCCACAAGCGGAGAAUUGGUUGGAUCAGAGGGCCUUCACAGUGUUCGAGCAAAAGCCGCUCCUGCAUUAA